Alligator mississippiensis (American alligator) is the source of this 4161-nucleotide messenger RNA. RefSeq lists its product as uncharacterized. The transcript is spliced from 3 exons. NCBI's taxonomy places the organism in Eukaryota, Metazoa, Chordata, Crocodylia, Alligatoridae. The record is from RefSeq and is a predicted model, not a curated record. The coding region runs from base 1154 to 1762 and encodes 202 amino acids.
AGGGGGUUUUAAAUUGGGCUUGAGAUAAAUGGGAGGAAAAGUCCAAAGCAAACAGUGCUGCCAGAAGAGCCAGAGAGGCCAAAGUUGUUGAUAUGUUGCUUGGAUUUCUGCAAUGGGUUGAGGGUGGGCAAGGAAAGGCAGGGAUGUGAUGAAAACAGGUCCAAUAUUUGAAGGAAAUCAUAAUAUUUCCCCCUCCCCGCAAGCUGCCUGAAGACUGAAACAAACCAGGUGGGAGGGGGUGAAGCAAAGUAAGAGCUAAAGCACAUGGGCAAAAGGUUUGGCUGGGGCCGAAGUUGCUCAUUUUGCCCCAAGAAGGUUUCAGAAGACAAAAUCCCUCCCAGCUUCGAGAGCUCAGCCCAGCAGAUGGCAGCACUCAACCAGUUUUGCACUGGGAUGGGUUUGCUUCCAGGACUGGGCUGUUUGCCGUCCUGCCCCCUGCCCCAAUGCAGCAAAGGGUCUGCAUGGGGUCUGCUGCUGCACCCUGGUGCUAUUCCCUCCAGUGACCUCCCCCCAGGCCUGCUCCCAUCCAUGAUAGAGCAAAGGGCCCAGGCAGCUCUGGGAACAGGCAUCACAGCUUGCCCUGCUCAUGGGGUGACCCCAAGAGGAGUCGUAACUCCUGCCCCUUUGCUCCUUUUCCUAGAGACACUUACCCCAGACAGGUGCCCUUUGCACCCGUGCAGACACUCAGUGGACGUAUGACAUGUGCCCUCACCCUGGGGCAACCAGGGUUACCCCCGAAAGAAUCAGGGUGAAAACAACCCUGGUGAGAGCUACCCCAGGAGUCUGGCCUUGCUCUACCCCCUAAUCCACAUUGCUGCAAGCAAGCCCGGUCCAUUAGACACACCUGGCACUCUCCUACGUGCUGCCAACCAAGCAAUGCCCCCAAAACCAGCCCCCAUUGCCACCUCCGGCAGGCGCAGCCCUCCCUCCACUGCCACCAGCCCCGAGCAUAUUUCCUCUCUGCUCCUUGCUGAAAGAUAUUGAUUCUCGGUGGAAAAAGAGGAACAGAGACCAGCAUCAUGCCGGCAGCAUCCAGCCAACCGCAGCUUCCCCUGCACUUCCCGCGCCUGUUAGGCAGCUGCUUGGUCCCCCACUCAGAGCCAGGGCUGGCUCCCCACAGCACAGACGUGCCCAGCCAGGGGAAGCUGGAGGGAUGUGGCUGUGUCUGCUGCUCCUGGCUAUGGGGGCUCUGCAGAUUGCCUGCAGCCAGACACGGCUGGAGGGCUUCAUGGGGGAGUCCUUGUCCUUCCCUGCCCUGCACCCCGUGGCCCCAGACAUUGCACGGAUCAUCUGGUUCUCGGCCAGCCGUGGCACACACAUAGCUGAGGCCAAGCCGCUGAGCAGGGAGUUUCGCACCGACUACGAUCCCAUGCUCCGGCCCCGCCUGGCCCUCCACCGUGGCAACUUGUCCCUGGAGAUCACGGCACUGCAGCUGUCAGACAGUGGGGUCUACCGAGCCACUGUGGACAUCCAGUCCAACCCCACCCAGCCACAGAUGUUCGACUAUGAGCUGAUCAUCCGAGUGCGUCAGCUGAACCCACCUGGCAGCACAUGGCCACCUCCGCAAGAACCGACAACACCCAUGGGCAGCAGAGCCAGGACUUCCACUGGGGACCCCGGGGGGACACCCAGGCCCGGAGAGGAUCCAGGGCAUGACAAGAGCAGAUGUGGAGCAUGCUCCUGCGCCCUGAAGGGCUAUGUCAUUGCCGCUGUCUACGGGACCCUCCUGCUCACGGUGGCCAUUGUCCACAUCAAGAUCUGAAGCUGAGAUGCCCCCAGGCUCCCAAAGGGGCAAAGAAAUAGAGGGGGGCUAGCAGGGACAGGGCUUGGACAGCAGCAGAGGAACAGGAGGGUCUGUGCCUUUCAGCAGGGGUAGUUGGCCCUGUUGAGGGCAUCCAGCUGUGGGCCAUCUGAUACAGCUGUGGGGCAUCUGAUAACGGGUUUGAAAGCCCCAGGGAGGCAACUGAGAGAGGGCUUGCUUACAAAGAGGAAAACAAGCUGUGACUGCAGGCUCCUCUGGGAGCUGGGCUUUGUUUUGUGGGCUUAUUCUUUCAUGUCUUUGCUAUCGAAGGACUAUGUGGCUUACAAGAGCUGGCUCUUAAGAAAUCACAGCUGCCUGCUGAAGCCAAAACCUACAGGGCAAGAAAUCACAGCUCCCACCUGGCCCUGCUUGGGCACUACGUGGGCCUGGCACAGGGCCUGCCUGCACCCUGUCCAAGGGGAAAUGGCUGUGGGCUUUGAACGGGGCCCCAGGGACCAGCUGCCAAAGGCUGUUUGAUCACAGCUGGCGACCGGGUCCCCAGAGCUGCAGGCGGGCUCGGCACAGUAAAACACAACGCCACUCACAUGCAAACCCAACAGGGCCUCCUGCACCAAAGGGGCUUUUCAUUUCCCCCAAUGCACCCAUUUUGCUGCCCUGUUUCUCCCCAGAAAGGCCCUGAGGGGCUUUCUGCUUUUCCUGGUGUUUUUAGCAAAGUUGUGGGGAUAAUAAGGUCUGUUUUUAUUCACACACCCCCAGCCCCCUGCCCUGCCUCAGCAUUCCCAGAGCAGUGGAUGGCUCUGCAGGGACCCCAUCCUGGGUGGGGAAGGAAGCCCGGAGAGAUGCACAGGCUGCAUGGGAGGACAAUGUCCUGGCAGUGGCAUCGGGGAAGCUCACAGGCACAACUGCCCCUCCAGGGCUGGGGUCCCUGUGGGCAGUGCCCACCUGGGCACGCCCAGCUCAUUCGAAGCCCGGCACCUCCCUGCUCCAGGGUGUUGCAGCCUCACCUGUUUUGGGGGGAUGUACCACAAAUGACAUUUCCACCCCGUGUUUUUCUGGAGGAAACAGAAGAGGGGAAAGAAGCAACCCCUGGUGAUGGUGGUGCUGAAGGCGGCUGUUUUGUUCCACCCCAGGUGAGACAGAUGGAAGCCAGCGAGCUGGGAUGGGCUGGAGCGGGGAGGUUGUCUUUAAACUUCAUACUCUAGUUUUUGUUUUAACCCUUUCCCUCUGGCAUCAAACCUCAGAUGAGGCCCUCAGGAAGGGAAAAGCCAAACACUCUGGUGUUUUUUCUCCUUCACUUUCAUCCCAAUUUUCUUCCUCAGGUUCCUCCACCUGUUGGCAGAGGGUCUCAAGCAGCCCUGUUCAAGGAUGCUUUUCCUAGCAGCUGGGCCAGGGCUGUGUGACUGGCACCCAUGGGCUGAGGGGUUCAAUUGAGGGCCAAACACCACCACUGUUCACCCCCACAUGGGCCUGGGGAUAAGCCGGGAUCAGGGCUGGAUCCGCUGCCCCAGCCUGAGAUGAGAAUCCGACCCAAAAAGGUUUCAAGGCACACGCAGGCUCCGGCCCUUGGCAGAAUUGGGGCCGGGCCCCUGGAGAGCCAGGGCAGAGUCCUCUCUAUUAAGGACCUGUCGUGGGUUUGAUAUUUACAGCCCCGCAUCGGGCACGGGAUCGUAAUUCACUGCAUCAUAAAACAUCCCAUAGUUUGUAAUAAGUGAAUUAUUUACUGGUGACCCUGGCUAAACGCCGCGCGGCAUCAAUUAUUGAGCGCCAGAUCUGUCAGGAAGUGCUCAUAAAUAAGUGAUCGGGUGCCGUCUCAGUGUGCCCAGUAAAUUACUCAUUCAAUCUCCCGUCUAAAUGCCCUCCUGGGGAAAUUGCUCGCGCCUGCCGAUUCAGGAAUUAGGACUGGGCAAAAAGGCCCGAUGACACAUCCGAGCCUUUUUAGGACGUCCUGGGGCUCUGGGUUCGGUUGUGACGUCUGGCUCCAUGCAUGAGGAAACGGGGGUCUUGAGCCAGCGAGGCAAAGCGACAUCAAGCCCAGCCUGGCAUGGGUGGAGGGUGUAGCUGAGCUUGGUUUCUCAUGCCUAUGCAUGGUGACUCCUAUUGCAGGAAUGCCUGGAGGUGGUGGCAGGGACCAGGGAGGUGCCUGGGCAAGGCCCAAAUGCAGCAGUGGACAGUCCUGGCCUGCAAGAGGUCCAGGAGGGGAGGGGAAACAGAGGUACGGAGAAGGGAAGAGACUUGCCCACAUCACCCAGCACAGCGAAGUUCUUAGAAACCCUAGAGAAGUGGAGCUGGAAGGGAGGUCACAUCUAGUCCAACCCCUGCCAGAAGCAGCAUCAGUAUCCAAACCCUCCUAUAAACAUCCAUCAUCUCUGCUCUUAAUAAAACUAUCAUCUGCCCUGACA